Molecule: messenger RNA, 4852 nt
Organism: Styela clava
Lineage: Eukaryota; Metazoa; Chordata; Ascidiacea; Stolidobranchia; Styelidae
Product: sodium/potassium-transporting ATPase subunit alpha-3-like
Biological process (GO): proton transmembrane transport; intracellular potassium ion homeostasis; intracellular sodium ion homeostasis
Cellular component (GO): plasma membrane
Molecular function (GO): ATP binding; ATP hydrolysis activity; P-type sodium:potassium-exchanging transporter activity
Source: RefSeq, a predicted model, not a curated record
AAUAAAUAGACGAUCAAUUCACAUUUUGAUUCUAAACGAAAUCAAAUCCUACUCGAGACUCGUAGUAUUUGAAAAGAUAUCGUUAGGGAACACCAACUUUGUAAGUCUUCGACCGAAGUAUUGAUCAGAAGUGGUCUGUGAGGCGGGAGGUCCUUUCCCAUUUUAGUUCGGAAACAUGGCUGACGAUAACGCGCAACAGCGGGCCGCUGACGAUGGAAUUCAAGAGUCAUCUGUGGACAGGAGGAGGUCGACGCAGCCUCAGGUAGCCCCAAUACUGAAAAAGCCGUCAGAGGAGCCGAAGCAGCCAUCAGCUAGAAUUCAGAAAACCACCUUUGCUGAACAGCAGCCUGCAAAGGAAACUGAUAUUUUAGUUGAUAAACCACCUCAAAAAGGCAAAAUGGCUAAUGAUAAAAAGACAAAGAAGGAUAAGAAGGGAAAGAAGAAGGAUAUGAAUGAAUUGAAGAAGGAAUUAGAUAUGGUAGAACACUCCAUUCCACUGGAAGAACUUAUCAGCAGACUCCAAACAGAUCCUGUCAAGGGUCUCACGGAAAAACAGGCUGCUGAGUUUCUAGCAAGAGAUGGACCUAAUUGUCUUACUCCACCAAAAACAACUCCAGAAUGGAUUAAGUUUUGCAAAAAUCUUUUUGGUGGUUUUGCAACUCUCCUCUGGAUCGGUUCAAUUUUAUGUUUUGCUGCAUUCACUGUGGAGUCGACACAAUCUAGUGAUCCGAAUAAGGAUAAUUUAUAUCUUGGUGUGGUGCUUGCAGCUGUCGUUAUCAUCACUGGCUGCUUUCAAUACUAUCAAGAAUCAAAAAGUUCUAAAAUUAUGGAAUCUUUCAAAAACAUGGUGCCACAGCAAUGUUUGGUUAUUCGAGAUGGCAAAAAGAUGCAAAUUCUGGCUGAAAAUGUCGUGUUGGGUGACCUUGUUGAAGUAAAGGGCGGUGAUAGAAUUCCAGCCGAUAUUCGUAUUGUCUCUGCCCAUGGAAUGAAGGUUGACAACUCUUCCCUUACUGGAGAAUCUGAGCCUCAGAGCAGGUCACCAGAAUGCACGAAUACCAACCCUCUCGAAACAAGAAACAUUGGCUUUUUCUCAACAAAUUGUGUAGAAGGUACAGCUCAAGGUAUUGCCAUAAAACGAGGAGAUAAUACAGUAAUGGGAAGAAUUGCUUCUUUAGCUACUGGUAUCGAUUCAGGAAUGACUCCAAUUGCCAUAGAAAUUGAGCAUUUCAUCCACAUGAUUUCAGGAGUUGCCGUGUUUCUUGGAGUUUCCUUCUUCGUUAUUUCUCUCAUCUUGAAAUACUCUCCAUUGGAGGCUGUUGUUUUCCUUAUCGGAAUUAUUGUCGCCAAUGUACCGGAAGGUCUUCUUGCCACUGUCACUGUAUGCUUGACUUUGACUGCCAAACGUAUGGCUCGCAAAAAUUGCCUUGUAAAGAAUUUGGAAGCUGUUGAAACUCUCGGAUCAACUUCAACCAUCUGCUCUGACAAAACUGGAACUCUCACCCAGAACAGAAUGACAGUCGCUCAUAUGUGGUUUGACAAUGGCAUUGUGGAAGCUGACACAACUGAAGAUCAAUCUGGUGCUAGCUAUGACACAAAGUCUGAAACAUGGGUUGCACUUUCUCGUAUUGCUACUCUCUGCAAUCGUGCUUCAUUCCUUCCUAACCAGGAUAACAUCCCUGUUCUGAAGCGAGACACUGCAGGUGACGCUUCUGAAUCUGCUCUGCUCAAAUGUGUUGAACUCUCAUUGGGUGAUGUAGAAGGACGUAGAUUGAGAAAUGCUAAAAUAGCUGAAAUUCCAUUCAACUCUACUAACAAAUAUCAAGUAUCCAUUCACGAGACCGAAGAUCCAAAUGACAACCGAUAUUUGUUGGUUAUGAAAGGAGCACCUGAACGUAUUUUGGACAGAUGCAGUAAGAUUAUGCACAAGGGAGAAGUUGAAGAAAUGAAUGAUGAAUGGAGAGAAAAUUUCAACAGUGCUUACAUGGAAUUGGGUGGACUAGGAGAACGUGUACUUGGUUUCUGCCAUGAAUAUCUCCCAACUGACCAAUUUCCACCAGGCUUCAAAUUCGAUACUGAUGACGUCAACUUCCCUCUGGACAACUUGACAUUUGUUGGACUCCUGUCUAUGAUCGAUCCUCCUCGUGCCGCCGUACCUGAUGCCGUUGGAAAAUGUAGAAGUGCCGGAAUCAAGGUUAUCAUGGUUACUGGUGAUCACCCGAUUACAGCAAAAGCUAUCGCUAAAGGUGUCGGAAUCAUUUCGGAAGGCAACGAGACAGUCGAAGAUAUUGCCGAACGAUUGAACAUAUCUGUAGAUGAAGUCAACCCAAGAGAUGCCAAGGCUUGCGUUGUUCACGGAUCUCAACUUCGUGAUUUGAGCGAAUCCGAAAUUGACGAUAUUUUGAAAUACCACACCGAAAUUGUGUUUGCCCGUACCUCGCCUCAGCAGAAACUUAUCAUCGUUGAAGGAUGCCAAAGACAGGGAGCCAUUGUUGCCGUGACUGGAGAUGGUGUGAACGAUUCUCCCGCUUUGAAACGAGCUGACAUUGGUGUAGCUAUGGGUAUCGCUGGAAGUGACGUGUCAAAACAAGCCGCUGACAUGAUCUUGUUGGACGACAAUUUUGCCUCCAUCGUUACUGGUGUAGAAGAAGGUCGUUUGAUUUUCGACAACUUGAAGAAGUCAAUUGCAUACACCCUGACAUCAAACAUUCCUGAGAUUUCUCCUUUCCUCCUCUUUAUCGUCUGCAACAUCCCUCUGCCCCUUGGAACCAUUACCAUUCUCUGCAUUGAUUUGGGAACCGAUUUGUUGCCCGCCAUCUCUCUUGCAUACGAAAGCGCCGAAAGUGACAUCAUGAAACGUCAACCACGUGACCCCAUCGGCGACAGACUUGUCAACGAACGUCUUAUUUCAAUGGCUUACGGACAAAUCGGAAUGCUGCAAGCGUUGGCGGGUUUUGUCAACUAUUUCAUUAUUAUGAUGAUGAACGGAUUCUUCCCAAGUCUGCUUGUCGGGCUGAGACUUCGCUGGGACGACAAAGCAAACAACCAACUUGAAGAUUCCUACGGACAAGAAUGGAGUUACCGCCAGCGCAAGAUUAUUGAAUUUACUUGCCACACCGCUUUCUUCACAUCCAUCGUCGUUGUGCAAUGGGCCGAUCUCCUCAUUUGCAAAACACGUCGUCUGUCCAUCUUCCAACAAGGAAUGAGAAACAAGGUCUUGAUUGCCGGUCUUUUCGAAGAAACCCUCCUCGCCACCUUCCUGUCUUAUUGCCCCGGUAUGGAUGUCGCUCUCCGUAUGUACCCGCUUGAAUGGGAUUGGUGGAUAGUACCCAUGCCAUUCUCUCUCAUUAUUUUCUUGUACGACGAAGGACGCAAAUAUCUAAUUCGAAGAUACCCAGGAGGUUGGGUCGAAGGCGAAACAUACUAUUAACGUCGGCUUUACUCCAUUUCCCCACCAGCCCCAUCCCCACAAUUUCUCUAUUUUUAAUAUGUCCGCCUCCGAAAUGACACCACCUAGCGACGUCAUCAACUUCUGAUGUCAUCAACGGCGACAAUUGUGACGUCAACGGACCUUAUAGUUUAAGUCUAAUGGCAACGUCAAUCGAACGUUUUUUAAUCUUAAUUUAAGAAAUAAUUUCAAUUUGUAAUUUUGAGCGUGAGAGUGACUAUUUAUUUGAUCCUGUUUAGGCAUGUAUGUAUAUUGCCCUGCCCGUAAACUUUAAAAUAAAAUAUUAUUAUCACACCUUUCGUUUGAUAACCCUAGGAAUAAAUAAUACUUGGUUUAAAAUUACGAAGUAGUUACGAUUUUUAGAAGGUUGAAUUGGCAUUUGGAAUACUUCUACUAUGUUUAUUUUUAUUCUUUAUAUUACCCGUUUAGUAUUGGAUCUCGUAUGGUCAAGUUUGGAUUGUGAUAAUGAUUUCUAUUGCCGUCCUCAUUUGGUCGAUUACGUCGAUCUAGUACUAAACUCGGUAUUGCUGUUUUGUUGUUUCUCAUCCAUACUGAAAUGUUAUGUUUUAUUUUUUUCGUGUUAUUUUUGGCCUAUAUCAUAGAGCAUUGAUUGUUUCACUUCUCGACUUUCCUAUAGAAAAUUCACAUACAGUGCGAUCGCUCUCGAUCAGUCGCAGUUCGAUCACUAAUAAAUGCAUGCUUAUAAUCAAUUUCCAGUUUUUAUGCCAGUUUUUAACAAUUUUAACACAUAACCCUGUCAGAGGUACUACUACUACUUUGUCGAGUGUGGUCUAUAGGUGCGUAGUUAGUUGAGUCGCUGUUAUGCCCUGGAGAUUUAAUAACUAGAAAUUCUAAUGACGAUACGACUCCGACGAAACAUUGUCCAUCCACUGAUUCCCCGCUUUCUAUUUCGCAUGUAACACUCUUCACCUCUUUGUUUUUGAUUGGUCAAAAUAAUUGUUUUUUGAAAAUUACCCGCCUAAUUUAUUGUAAUCUUUUAGUCUUAUUGUUUGGCCAUAGAUCAUCAGGUUGCACGUUAGAUUUUACAAAUUUUAGGUAAAUAAUUGGCUACAUGCACAGUAGCGGAAAUAUGUUUUCCCCCCUGAACUGGUUUGUUCGAAAAUUUUCACGUUGCUCAUUGGCUAAUUGGAACAAUAGGUAUUACCAUGUCAUAAGAGAUUCGUCAGUAGUUUUCCGUGGCGUCAAGGACGUGAUUUUUAGGGUGGUUCCUAGCUAUUGGUGCCCGUGUCUGGUUCAAAUUAACUGUGAAAUAUCUAGUAAAUAUAUAAAGUAAGCCGCAUGAUUUUCUUUUGAUCAGUGGUGUUAUCGAAAUCCCGUCCCCAAUGUCCCAAAGUUAUGUCUGUUUGUCGGACAGUUAAUGACAAUAAAUUUGAUACCUUUAUUUCG